AUGCGUUUAUGUUUUCCUCACUUCGCCAUUUUGGUUUAUGAGGAUGCUAACGACACUAACGCAGAAGUUGUGUUGGUUGAUGAACUAAAAAGCCUCGAAGCGCAUCUUGAAGAAGUGCAAGAAAGACAAAGAGGACUAAUCCCUGGAAUUCCAGGGCAAAAAGGAGAUAAAGGAGAGAGAGGGCUCGAUGGAAUCCCAGGAAAAAUGGGUAUUAUCGGCUUGCCAGGAAUCAAAGGGGAGAAGGGGCAUCUCGGCUCUGUUGGACUGAAGGGAGAAAGAGGAAAUCAAGGGUACCCUGGACUGCAAGGCCAAAUAGGACACCCUGGAAGAACUGGUGAUAAAGGCGAUCAAGGUAUGCCUGGCAGGAAAGGUGAAUCGGGAGAACCAGGGCAGCCUGGGGAGAAAGGAGAACGAGGUUCAGAUGGUUUUCCCGGGACUGACGGUGUGCCAGGUCAACCAGGAAAGAUAGGCCCAAAAGGAGAGAAGGGAGAACCUGGACGACCAGGUGCUUCUGGAUUUCCAGGUAGGAAGGGAGAACCAGGUGUAAGAGGCCUUCCAGGAGACUCAGGACCACCUGGUGAAAGAGGGUUGCCAGGGUUGACCGGACCGCAAGGUCUGGAAGGUCACGUGGGACCAUCAGGUCGUAUAGGGCUCCCGGGUCGCAAGGGUGACCAAGGGAAUCCCGGAAUCCCUGGCUCAAAAGGAGAAGCAGGCAUAGACGGGAUACCAGGGACACCGGGCAAACCUGGGCUGCCGGGAGAUAAGUAUGUAACGGGAAACUGCAAUACAGUGAUUCAUGUGCUUUCAGGAUUGCUCUCGGAGGAACAAAACUACUGCUUUUUAGCACUUGGCAAGUGUCCUUCGUCGUUUGUCCAAGUAAACGCCUACCAAAGCAUUGUGGACAGUUACAAAUUUGGGGAAUACGCUCUGAUAAAAAUAAAUGAUAGCAGCACGAGAGGCCCUACAGGGCCUGUUCGUUCAACAGGCUCCGAAAAACAGAUAGCUACCUUAAAAAUUCAUGCGUGUUGUAGAUAA
Enterobius vermicularis (human pinworm) is the source of this 1035-nucleotide messenger RNA. The record is from the annotation of a GenBank genome assembly. NCBI's taxonomy places the organism in Eukaryota, Metazoa, Nematoda, Chromadorea, Rhabditida, Oxyuridae.